AUUUUUGGUGCAGAGGUGCCAGUUAGACCCUGCAGCAGUCAGUGUGAAUAGACCUCCAGAGAGCAGAAUAAUUAUUUUUUCUUAUUUUCUAGUGGAAAAAGAAUUGCUUCCAAGUGUACCAUGGCGUGGUGGAAGGGCUGGCGUGAUGAAGAUGGCAGCUCAGUGAGAGGCACCCUGAGCUUUGACCCCACACCUGAUGCCCAAGUUUUGUAUAAAGCCAUGAAAGGACUGGGGACUGACGAACAGGCUAUAAUCGAUGUCCUCACCAAAAGGAGUAAUGCACAGCGUCAACAGAUUGCCAGAUCAUUCAAGGAACAGUUCGGAAAGGAUCUUAUUGCCAGCUUGAAGUCUGAACUGAGUGGCAAGUUUGAGAGGCUCAUCAUAGCCCUUAUGUACCCACCUUUCAAAUACGAUGCCAAGGAAUUACAUGAUGCCCUGAAGGGUCUAGGAACAAGUGAAGGUGUCAUUAUAGAGAUCCUGGCAUCACGGACAAAAGUGCAAAUUAAAGAAAUAAUCAAAGCUUACAAAGAAGAAUAUGGUUCUAACCUGGAAGAGGACAUCAAAUCGGACACAAGUGGCUACUUCGAGCAGAUAUUGGUUUGCCUCCUUCAGGGUGAGAGGGAUGAUCCAAGAUGCUAUGUGGAUUCAGCGAUGGUGCUUCAGGACGCACAGGCUCUUUACGCUGCUGGGGAGAAGAUACGGGGCACUGACGAGAUCCAAUUCAUCACCAUCCUGUGCACCAGGAGUGCCACCCACUUGCUGAGAGUCUUUGAUGAAUACCAGAAGCUUGCCAGUAAAAGCCUAGAAGACAGCAUCCAGAGUGAAACCCACGGCUCGCUAGAAGACGCCAUGCUGGCUAUUGUGAAAUGCACGAGGAACAUCCACAGUUACUUUGCAGAGCGGCUGUACCAUGCCUUGAAGGGGGCAGGCACUUGUGAUGGGACCCUCAUAAGGGUCAUCGUUUCCAGGAGUGAAAUUGACUUAAAUCUCAUCAAGGCUGAGUUCCUAAAGAUCGCAGGCAAAUCCCUCUCCACCAUGAUUCUGGAGGACACAAGUGGUGAUUACAAGACAGCCUUGCUGAAUCUCUGUGGCAGUGAUAAAUGAAGAAAUCUGAAGGGAAAAGGCAAGAUGUUGAAAUGGAGGCAUGGAAAACGUUGGCAAUGAAUAAGUGUCUGGGAAUGGAUGUCUAGAAAAUACCUAGCACUGAAUAAAUAGAAAAUGGAAAAUUUGCUUAGAGGCUAAGAUUUUUAAAGGCAUCUAUGUGAUCUGGGUACCCAAUAAAGAGCUGGUCAGGAAUUUUUCAACAAAAUGUUUUUUCCCAGGAAAAUGCCAAUUUAUGAAAAUUGAAACUGUUCACAAAACAGUGUCCAUUUCAACUCAAUUAUUUUUUAAUUUCAAAGUUAUCAAAACAUCCCAUUUUGACACUUUCAAAACAAAAGUUCUGGUGUUUUGACUUGAAAUUGCUUUUUUUGUUUUGAAAUUGGGGUAAAUUUAUACUAAAAACAGGUUUAAAAUCAAAAUGAAACAUCUUGGAAGGCUGCAAUUGACCUGAACCAUUUCCCCCCACUUUGUCGCUUCAUGAACAUUUUUGAGAUUUCAACUUUGUUCUCAUUUGGGAUGGGAAAAUUUUCAAAUUCUCAAAUACUCACAAGUCGGGAGCCCCAUUUUCUGCCCAGCUCAAGCCCUAUAUCCAUAAAAACCAAUGUUCCCUAGGCACCUUUAGAGAUCUUACCAUUAGUGUUCUAAUGCUUUAGCUUCCCUUCUCUUCUACUGGGAGCCCUUCACUCCCCUGGACUUCAAGUGGGUAUGUGGAUGCUCAGGCCAUGAUCAUGCAUGCUGCCAAACAUGCAGUAAUCCCACUGGCUUCGAUAGGACAGGAUCGGGCAUAAUCCACCCAUUAGCUCUUGCAGGAUUGGACUCAGAGUGAAUCCCAAACCUGAAAGGGGGCAUCAGAGAUUGGCUUUGAGAAUUCAACCCUAGGGGGCUGGGUCUCACAGCCUUUAUUUGCAGGAGGAGGCUCUAAGAUUUCAGCGGGACGGCUCCCAGGAAUAAGGGGUGCAGGAGCGGGUGGGUGCUGAAUGCAUAGUUACAAAACCAGUGGAGUUGAUUCCCCUUUUCCUGACACCAGUGGAAGCCGGGAUAACUCAGCUGAAGACAAUGGAGUUACAGCAAACUAGUGUGAGAUGAGAAUUGGGCCCAAUAUGUUGUUUUCUGUGAACACACAUGUUUAGCCACAUUCUGGGCUUAGUGAGCCUCAUUCUGCUCCCAGGUACAGAAUCACUCCAUUUAUCUCAGUGACGUUUUUCUGCCUUUACUCUGCUGUGACUGAGAGCACAAAAUCUGGCUCAGGAGCCAGACAGUGGCACAGGGAGAACAAGAUCAAAUGUUCCUGCAAACUCUGUUCUCCUCUGACCAGCAGUUCACCCCGGGGCUCCUUCCUUGUUCCGAGCAGGCAAAUUAAUGUGUAAUUACCAAAAGCCAUUUGUGACGAACUGGGCCUGUUCUUGCUGGGGUGUGUGAAUGCUGACAGGGAAGUGUGACUAGGAUGGUCUGCAUCGGGGGAUGGGAGUCUGCCCCAGGGAACAUACCUGAGCUUGUAACAUGAGAACCCAGGAAGGGGUUAAAGGCCAGGUGACUCCGGGGGCCCGGAAAACUGAACAAAGGCUGUGGGAGGGGUCACUAAAAGCAGAGUGCUGGAAGCAGGCUGGAGAGAUGGCUGGAAGGCAGAGAUGGCUCUGACCCCCCAAAGGGGGGUGGGCUGGCAUGCCCUGGGACCCCAAGCUGAACCUAACUGAGGGGGGCCCUGUUGUCUGUGCCUGCAAAACCUGUCUUGGACUGUAUUCCUGUCAUCCAAAUAAACCUUCUGCUUUACUGGC
This is a messenger RNA of Malaclemys terrapin pileata, 2876 nucleotides long. Its product is annotated as annexin A8-like. Gene Ontology annotation, biological process: endosome organization; endosomal transport; negative regulation of serine-type endopeptidase activity. The coding region runs from base 121 to 1104 and encodes 327 amino acids. The record is from RefSeq and is a predicted model, not a curated record. NCBI's taxonomy places the organism in Eukaryota, Metazoa, Chordata, Testudines, Emydidae. Gene Ontology annotation, cellular component: cytoplasm. Gene Ontology annotation, molecular function: calcium-dependent phospholipid binding; calcium ion binding. The transcript has 13 exons.